Messenger RNA from Raphanus sativus (radish), 1365 nucleotides. Its product is annotated as putative FBD-associated F-box protein At1g05080. Lineage: Eukaryota; Viridiplantae; Streptophyta; Magnoliopsida; Brassicales; Brassicaceae. Gene Ontology annotation, molecular function: protein binding. The record is from RefSeq and is a predicted model, not a curated record. The transcript has 3 exons. The coding region runs from base 1 to 1365 and encodes 454 amino acids.
AUGUCAGAAGCCAAAACUGAAGAGAUAGAUUGUAAAGACAGGAUCAGUGCUUUGCCCGAAGAGUUGCUUGUGACGAUUUUGUUGCAUGUCCCGAUUAAAGAUGCAGUAGCCACCAUGAUUUUGUCGAAAAGAUGGCGCUAUAUAUGGAUGAUGAUGCCUACACUUGAUUACAAUGAAACCAAUAAUGUCAACCAUGCUCGUGAUUGGGGUGGUGAUGAUGAUGAUGAUAGUGAUGAUGAUCUUGAGAGCAAGAGCAUUUGGUGGUUUUUGGACAAGUCACUGAAACUUCACAAAGCACCUGUCUUAGAAAUAUUGCUUAUUAGUCUUGGUCAACGAUGUCCUAUUGAUGCUAAUGUUGGAAAUUGGGUUGCAAAGGCUGUUGAGCGCGGCGUGAUCGUGUUGCAAUUCAAGCUUCGCUGGUCAGCAGGUCCAACCACAUUGCCUAAGAGCCUUUACACCUGUGAAACACUCAAAGAAUUGACUCUAUCUAACAAGAUUCUUGUGGAUUUCCCUUCUUCCCCUUCCUGCCUCCCAUCACUCGAAAUACUUCAACUUUCCUGUGUGGUAUAUAAAGAUGAGGAUUCUUUCGCUAGGUUCUUAUCUAGUUGCCCUGUCCUUGGAAAAUUGAUCGUGAAUAGAAAGAAGAAUGACAAUCUGACAAACUUUAUUGUGAAAGUGCCUUCUUUAUGGAUGUUAUGGUAUUAUAAUAUAACAUGGCUGCUCGAUGACUAUGAUGUAGUGGAUAGCGGUAGUUUUUUGGUUAUAGAUACUCCGGCAUUAAUAAAGUUUGACGUCACUGAUUAUUCAAGACACUCUUGGUCGAUCGGGAAUAUGCCUUGUCUUGAGGAGGCAUAUAUUAUGGUCGACUGUUUAUCUCUUUUUGACAAGAUCAUAACAGCUUCUUCGGUGGUCUUGUCUCUUGUCUUGACUUUUUCAGAUGAAAUGCUUGUGCGUUGUAGCACCGUAAGAUUUUCUCUACUUAUAAAGUUAUCUGUAGAUCCAAGUGGAUCAAACUGGGUGGAACCACUCUUACUUUUACUUGGAAAUACUCCAAAACUUGAAGAACUUUUGGUAAAUAAUGAAUCUGCCUCUGUAUAUGAGGAUAUCCCACUUUCCUGGAAUCAACCAAGUUCUAUUCCUGGAUGCUUGUCGUCACAUCUAAAAAUAUUUGAAUGGAGAUACUAUGGACACAAAGAAGAAGAGGAAGAAUUAUUGACAUACAUCCUAGCCAAUUCUAAGUGUUUAAAGACUGCAACAAUCUCCCUCAAAUCCAUGUUAGAUCCUGAACUAGAGCAAGAUUUUAUCAUCGGAAAGUUGAAAGAUAUUCCUAGGGUUUCAACGACAUCUCGACUUUUGGUCAACUGA